GAAGGGCACUUGAGCAACAGUAAAUACACCCACACAGGCUUCAGCUUGUUACUCGUUAUUACACCCUUGCUGAUGUUCAAUCUGACACAUUCCUAACAGACACGCACAGAGAACGGACGAGACAUAGGAACAGACCAUGGCAGAUAAGGACCCAAUAACCGAUGGCCAGAGACUGGAAGUGUCCCCCGGCUCUUCACUCUCAGCCCAGAGUGGUGCCAUGGUUCCCCCUGUAGAAUAUCAGGCAGUGUUACAGGACGGCGCUCUCUCACUGGUCCCCCUCGACAGUCAUUCUGCUGGAGAGGGGGUGGUUCAGCCGUACCCUCGCUCCCCAAAGCUCAUCCGCAAGAUAGCAGCAUCCAGAAAGCUCUCUGAGGAGCAGCUGUCCAGACGAUUGGAGGAACUGCAGUCAGAGAGAACCAGAACUAAGGCCCACAUUCUAUCUCUGAAGAAACGCAAGGCUGAUCUCUCUAGGCGCACAGAGGUGAUGAAGCACCAGGUGAGAGAGAGGUUCGAGGGCAUGAGGGCCGCCCUGCAGAGAGACCAGCAGGCCAUGGUGGACUCGCUGGAGCUGGACCGCAUAGAGACCAGCGCCAGACUAGACCAGGUCCUGAAGGGCUGGGACCAGCACCUGGGACAGGUCCAGAGGAGCGUCACCACUACCCAGAAAGCCCUGGGGCAGACUUGGACAGGGGGCGAUACACAGAAUCUUCCUGACAAUCUCAGCCAUAAGAAGCCGGAUGCUUCCGAAGCGGAGAUCCGGCUGAAUGAAGAGAGGUUUGAGAAGCUUCUGAGAACCCUACACUCCUUCUACAAGGACCUGAAGGCCCAGCUUCAGAGGAAGACACUGCUGCUGGAUUCCUCCACAGUGAUGAUUGACAGGCAGACCUGCCAUAGCAAGAUCACAGUGACAGGAGAGGGACGGGGCAUGUGCUUCUCCGACUCCGCCCAGUCUGCUCCAGAGCACCCCCUCCAGUUUGACAAGAUCUGCUGUGCCCUGGGCUCUGUCGCCGUGACAACGGGCCAACGCUACUGGGAGGCCGACGUCCGCUACUGCUCCGCCUGGGCUGUGGGCGUGGCCUACAGCAGCAUGGACCGGAAGGGGCGGGACAAAGGUGCCAAGCUGGGGCGGAACAGAAACUCGUGGUGUGUGGAGCUCAGGCAUGGCCGUCUCUCCGCCUGGCACAACGACAGGCACGUGUCGUGCUCCGCCAGCGGGCGAAGGGUGCCAGGUAGGGUGGGCGUGUGGGUGCACUACGAGAAGGGAAAGCUGGCGUUCUAUGAUGCCGAGACUAUGAAGGUCCUGCAGGAGUUCUCUGCAGCCUUGAUGACCGUGUUUGAUAGGGUGCAUCAUCAGUUCACGGAGCCCCUGUACCCUGCGUUCCGCUUCCUAAGACCAUCGGAGGGACAGGUGUGGCCCAGCCAUAUAGAGAUAUGGGACGUCAACACUCCCAUAGCAACCCAUAAAUGUCAAUAAGCAUCGUUCGAUAUGCACAUUCAUGUACUAUUCAAAGUGUUUGCUCUACUCUCAAUUCUUUUCUAUGCCUGUUUUGUUCAAUCAUAGCAAAUGUUAAUCUGAGCAAUGCAUUGUGUGACCUUAUGGGCAGCGCACAAUUGGCCUAGCGUUGUCCAGGGUAGGGGAGGGAAUGGCCGGCAGGGAUGUAGCUCAGUUGA
This is a messenger RNA of Coregonus clupeaformis (lake whitefish), 1671 nucleotides long. Its product is annotated as tripartite motif-containing protein 14. The transcript is spliced from 7 exons. Bases 137 to 1474 code for a protein of 445 amino acids. NCBI's taxonomy places the organism in Eukaryota, Metazoa, Chordata, Actinopteri, Salmoniformes, Salmonidae. Gene Ontology annotation, molecular function: protein binding. The record is from RefSeq and is a predicted model, not a curated record.